UAAAAAUGGAAGAAACUAAAAGUCUUGAUGGCUACGACAGUCUUGACAUUAAAAGUGUUCCUCAAAUAAUGAAACAGUUCAGAGACGAUGAAGAACUAUUCUACUCCGGUAAUGUGACCAAGUAUAAUAGAAUGAACUGGAAACAAGAACGCAUAUUCAUAAUCACCAGUCUUGCUGUUUACAAUGUAAAAUAGCUUCAAAAUACAAAGGAGAAUCGCCAUCAGUGAUAUUGACGGGGUCACCAAGAGCACUGACCCCAAAUGCUUCGAGUUCGUCAUCCACGUAGAGGUCGAAUACGAUUACAGGUUCCUCACGACGCAAGAUAAGCGAGACGACAUUUUCUUUGUGCUCAAAAACUGUUUUUAUAAGCAUUUUGGCAAGAAUUUGCCAAUCUUCGGAGUGGCUUAUCCCCACUUAAAAGACUUCACAACAACUAAGAAGGAGGCUGCCAAGCGAAUUUCUAAAAAGCCACCGAGAGGAAAUCUGCUCAAAGACGAAGACAUUUUUAAGGAUAAGUGGUACAAGCCAGCCUCUGGAGAAAAGAAGCCAUCUAAGCCUAGCUUCAGGAAGCCCUCUACAAAGACUCCAGAUUCUGGGGAAUUUCAGAUGCCAAGCCAAUCAGAACUCGAAGAACGCAAAAGCAGAGCUACACAAGGAACCAUCUACAGCAAAGAGAAAGGCAAGCAAGUUGGCCUUAGUGAUUUCGAUAAAAUAAAAGUCAUUGGCAAAGGGACCUUCGGCAAAGUCUAUCUCGUCAAACACAAAGAUGACGGCAACAUUUAUGCCAUGAAAAGCAUCCGCAAAGACGUCAUGAUCGAGAACGACCAAAUUGAAAGCGCUAAGAUGGAGAAGCAAAUUCUGUUCCAAAACAAGCAUCCAUUCUUAGUUAAAAUGAGUUACGUCUUCCAGACAGAAGAGAAAGUGUAUUUCGUCAUGAAUUUUAUCAGAGGAGGAGAACUCUUCACUCACAUCAACAAGGAAAAGAGGUUUACUGAAGAUAAAGCCAGGUUUUAUGCCAUCCAGAUCAUGUUGUCUCUUGGCUAUCUUCACAAACAAAACAUUAUUUACAGAGACAUCAAGCCAGAAAACAUCUUGAUUGGGGAAGACGGCUAUCUCUACUUAGCAGACUUUGGACUUGCUAAGACCAUCAAAAAGGGAGAACUCGCCACCACCUUCUGCGGAACUCCUGAAUACUUGGCUCCAGAAAUUAUCCAAGAGAAAGGUCAUGAUCACUCUGUUGACUGGUGGGCCUGAGGAAUUCUCAUUUACGAAAUGAUCGUGGGGUUCCCUCCAUUCUACCACAAGAAUCAGAGGACAAUGUACGAUUUGAUAGAGAAGUUCCCUGUCAAAUUUCCAGACCCAGUCAAGCACGGGAUCCCAAUGUCUGACGAAGCCAAAGACAUCAUUCUCCAACUCUUGGAGAAAGACCCAGCUAAGCGACUAGGUUCCGAGAAAGGCAUCGAAGAGAUCGUCAAGCACGAUUGGUUCCAAGACGUUGACAUUGACAUGUUGCUGAACAAAGAGUUGGAAGCUCCGUACAUCCCGAAGCUGAGCGAUGACCUGACGGACGUGUCUUGCUUCGACAAAGAGUUCACGAGUACUUCUCUGGAGGAAACCUUCGUUCCGAAGGGAGAUGUCAGUAUGAAGAAUGUAGAGAAGUACAACAAGAAGUUUUCAGACUUUGACUCUUAA
This is a messenger RNA of Moneuplotes crassus, 1692 nucleotides long. The record is from the annotation of a GenBank genome assembly. Lineage: Eukaryota; Ciliophora; Spirotrichea; Euplotida; Euplotidae.